CCUCUUCCCCCCUUCCGCGCACACGCGCACGCACACGCCCCGUCCCAGGGCUCACUUCCCCGGGGCGCCGGGGCCCGCGGCCGCCACCAUGACCGACACCCGGCGGCGGGUGAAGGUCUACACGCUCAAUGAGGACCGCCAGUGGGACGAUCGGGGCACCGGGCAUGUGUCGUCCGGUUACGUGGAACGGCUGAAGGGCAUGUCCCUGCUCGUCAGGGCCGAGAGCGACGGUUCUCUACUUUUGGAGUCCAAAAUAAAUCCUAACACUGCAUACCAGAAACAACAGGACACUCUGAUUGUGUGGUCUGAAGCAGAAAAUUAUGACUUGGCCCUUAGCUUUCAAGAAAAGGCUGGAUGUGAUGAAAUUUGGGAGAAAAUAUGUCAGGUUCAAGGAAAGGAUCCUUCAGUGGAUAUCACUCAGGACCUUGUGGAUGAAUCUGAGGAAGAGCGAUUUGAUGAUAUGUCAUCACCAGGUUUAGAAUUGCCAUCUUGUGAAUUAAGUCGCCUCGAGGAAAUUGCAGAACUUGUGGCCUCAUCUUUACCUUCCCCCCUCCGUCGUGAGAAGCUUGCACUAGCACUGGAAAAUGAGGGUUAUAUUAAGAAGCUUUUAGAGCUUUUUCAUGUGUGUGAGGAUUUGGAAAAUAUUGAAGGACUGCACCACUUAUAUGAAAUUAUCAAAGGAAUCUUCCUCUUGAACCGAACUGCUCUUUUUGAGGUUAUGUUCUCUGAGGAAUGUAUAAUGGACGUCAUUGGAUGCUUAGAAUAUGAUCCAGCUUUAUCACAACCACGAAAACACAGGGAAUUUCUAACAAAAACAGCCAAAUUUAAAGAAGUGAUUCCCAUAUCCGAUCCUGAAUUGAAACAGAAAAUCCAUCAAACAUACAGAGUUCAGUAUAUACAAGAUAUGGUUCUCCCCACUCCUUCAGUCUUUGAAGAAAACAUGUUAUCAACACUUCAUUCUUUUAUCUUUUUCAACAAGGUUGAAAUUGUUGGUAUGUUGCAGGAAGAUGAAAAAUUUCUGACAGAUUUGUUUGCACAACUAACAGAUGAAGCAACAGAUGAGGAGAAGAGACAGGAAUUGGUUAACUUUUUAAAAGAAUUUUGUGCAUUUUCACAAACGCUACAACCCCAAAACAGAGAUGCAUUUUUCAAGACUUUGUCAAAUAUGGGCAUUUUACCAGCUUUAGAAGUCAUCCUUGGCAUGGAUGAUACACAGGUGCGAAGUGCUGCUACUGAUAUAUUCUCAUACUUGGUUGAAUAUAAUCCAUCCAUGGUACGAGAGUUUGUCAUGCAGGAGGCACAACAGAAUGAUGAUGUAAGUAAGAAGUUAACAGAGCAAAAAAUAACCAGCAAGGACAUUUUACUCAUCAACCUUAUUAUAGAACAUAUGAUUUGUGAUACAGAUCCUGAGCUUGGAGGAGCAGUCCAACUUAUGGGCCUGCUUCGAACAUUAGUUGACCCCGAGAACAUGCUAGCCACUGCCAAUAAAACAGAAAAGACUGAAUUCCUGGGAUUCUUCUACAAGCACUGUAUGCAUGUUCUUACCGCUCCCUUACUAGCAAAUACGACUGAAGACAAGCCUAGUAAAGAUGACUUUCAGACUGCGCAGUUACUGGCACUUGUAUUAGAAUUGUUAACGUUUUGUGUGGAGCACCAUACCUACCACAUAAAGAACUACAUUAUCAACAAGGACAUCCUGCGCAGAGUGCUAGUUCUUAUGGCCUCAAAGCAUGCUUUCUUGGCAUUGUGUGCCCUUCGUUUUAAGAGAAAAAUUAUUGGAUUAAAAGAUGAGUUUUACAACCGCUACAUAAUGAAAAGUUUUUUGUUUGAGCCUGUAGUCAAAGCAUUUCUGAACAAUGGAUCCCGCUACAAUCUGAUGAACUCUGCCAUAAUAGAAAUGUUUGAAUUUAUUAGAGUGGAAGACAUAAAAUCAUUAACUGCUCAUGUAAUUGAAAAUUAUUGGAAAGCCCUAGAAGAUGUAGAUUAUGUACAAACUUUUAAAGGUUUGAAAUUGAGAUUUGAGCAACAAAGAGAAAGGCAAGACAACCCCAAACUCGACAGCAUGCGUUCCAUCCUAAGAAAUCACAGAUAUCGACGAGAUGCCCGAACUCUAGAAGAUGAAGAAGAGAUGUGGUUUAACACAGAUGAAGAUGACAUGGAAGAUGGAGAAGCUGUGGUAUCUCCAUCUGACAAAACUAAAAAUGAUGAUGAUAUUAUGGAUCCAAUAAGUAAAUUCAUGGAAAGGAAGAAAUUGAAAGAGAGUGAGGAGAAGGAGGUGCUUCUGAAAACAAAUCUUUCUGGACGGCAGAGCCCAAGUUUCAAGCUUUCUCUGUCCAGUGGGACAAAGACUAACCUCACCAGCCAGCCACCGGCAACAAACCUGCCUGGUUCCCCUGGGUCACCUGGCUCCCCAGGAUCACCAGGCUCUCCUGGAUCCGUUCCUAAGAGUACAUCUCAGACGGCAGCUAUUACCACAAAGGGAGGCCUCGUGGGUCUCGUUGAUUAUCCUGAUGAUGAUGAAGAUGAUGAUGAAGAUGAAGACAAGGAAGACACGCUACCACUGUCAAAGAAAGCAAAAUUUGAGUCAUCAUAAUGGCAACUGCAUAUGAUCAUCAGUACCUGUUGACAAAACUGGUUCUCUACCCCUCCCCCCUACAAAAUCCACCACAAAGCGCAGUGGUCUCUUGUGAAUGACUGACACAGAUCAGCAACACUGGACUUCUGCUCAUCAAGUGCCAAUUUAAUGGAGCAGGAGGAGGGGUACCGUGCAUUUAGGGGAAGACUUAGCCUUUGAGCUCUCCAGCUUGGACCACACAUUGCCCUUUUCUCAGGGAAGGAAAUGGAAAUAAAAAGCCAACAGGGCAGGGGUUUUGUCAGUGGAACUCUGGAUUGACUGGUCAGUUGCUACAAUCAGACAUGCUUUCUUGGACCAUGUUUGAGACUCAGAAGAAUGGGCCUUUCUGCCAUAGUUCUUCACUAGUAAGAAUGCCAGCAGUUUCUUUGUAUAAAGAGACCUGCCUUUAAAACCAUACAUUCUGGACAUUUUAGUCAAGCUGCAACAGGUUUGGAAAACCUCUGUGGGGGAGGGGCAAAAAUAAAGUAUCCUCUUUUUUAUCUGUUCCCUUUGCCCUUCAAACUGCAGAUUUUUUUUUAAGUGGGGAUUUAUUCCUACUUGAUUAAAGAUGAGUGGAAUUCUAGAUGUGGUCAUUUGUGUCAUAAUUUUUUGUUUCAUCUUGUUUUUUUGAUUUUUUCCCCUCCCUUGAGUGUAUGCUUAGUUGUUGAGUAUAUAUAUUUGGGACCAUUAAAACAUUUUUUGAUGUAAUAUAACCUAACGUGCUGGUACCUGUUUCACCAUGUGUAAUUUUUUGUUUUACAUCACAGUUCUUAAUUUGUUUAGAGUUUUAUGAAAGAUGGUAUAGUUUUUAUUGACAAAAGCAAAGGAAUCUUACAACUAUGUGCAUACAAAAGCAAUACUAUUUUGUGACAAAAUAUUUUAUAUUAAAAUUUACAUCAGCAA
Messenger RNA from Jaculus jaculus (lesser Egyptian jerboa), 3517 nucleotides. It is a transcript of the gene Ppp4r3a, whose product is annotated as protein phosphatase 4 regulatory subunit 3A. Gene Ontology annotation, cellular component: protein phosphatase 4 complex; nucleoplasm. The transcript has 15 exons. Gene Ontology annotation, biological process: DNA damage response; protein dephosphorylation. Lineage: Eukaryota; Metazoa; Chordata; Mammalia; Rodentia; Dipodidae. The record is from RefSeq and is a predicted model, not a curated record. Bases 89 to 2593 code for a protein of 834 amino acids. Gene Ontology annotation, molecular function: protein phosphatase activator activity.